GUCUGGGAGCCAUGGAGCCCACCGCUGGUGAACUGCAGCUCGUGCCCAGGGCAACAAAAGAAGUCCCUGCGCCCGACGCUGCGUGCUGUCGAGUGGCGCUCUCUGCUGCGGUGGCCACCAGCAUCGUCAUCCUCACCCUGGCAGUCCUCGUGGCCUCCCUCUCUACACAGGCUGUCGAUGUGGAGCACACGGCCGAGCUGCAAGGGAUCCGGUACGCCCGCAGCCUGCAGCAGGAGGCCUCCGACUACUACCGCACGCUGACGCCCACCCUGGAAAUGCUGCUGCACUUCCUGCUGCUAGCCCUGCGCUCGCUGGACCGGGGCCUGGAGCGGGAGCUGCUGCAGCAGGGACUCCGGGCGAGGCUGCAGGGCCACGGCAUCCCCCUGGCUGCCCACGGCACCAUCGUGUCCGCCGAGCUCACAGGCAACCAGAAGGGGCCAUUGGCAGAAAGAGACUUGAAAUCAGGACACUGUCCGGGGAAUGCCUUCUCCUGCGGGAACAGCCAGUGUGUGACCAAAGUGAACCCCGAGUGUGAUGACAGCGCGGACUGCUCCGAUGGAUCCGACGAGGCCCACUGUGACUGCGGGUGGCAGCCCGGCUGGAGGACCGCUGGCAGGAUUGUGGGCGGCGUGGAAGCGUCCCCGGGGGAGUUCCCUUGGCAAGUCAGCCUCCGCGAGAACAACGAGCACUUCUGCGGGGCCACCGUCAUCGGGGCCCGGUGGCUGGUGUCCGCUGCCCACUGCUUCAGCGAGUUCCAGGACCCCACCGAGUGGGUGGCCUACGCUGGCACCACCCAGCUCAGCGGCUCCGAGGCCAGCACGGUGCGGGCCCUGAUCAAGCCGGAGAUGCUGCAGAAAGCCACCGUGGAGCUGCUGGACCAGGCCCUGUGUGCCAGCCUGUACGGCAACUCACUCACCGACCGCAUGCUGUGCGCCGGCUACCUGGACGGCAAGGUGGAUUCUUGCCAGGGCGACUCAGGAGGCCCCCUGGUCUGUGAGGAGCCCUCUGGCAGGUUCUUCCUGGCGGGCAUCGUGAGCUGGGGCAUCGGCUGUGCGGAAGCCGGGCGUCCAGGGGUCUACGCCCGAGUGACCCGGCUGCGAGACUGGAUCCUGGGGGCGGUCGCCAUGGCGAGCAAGCCUCUGGCUCCCACGGAGGCUCCUGCCCCUGCCACCCCCAGCACUGUCUGGUCCACCAGCCACAAGAGCCCAGUGGUCAACACCCCCACGAAACCCCCAGCGGCCCCCAGCUCCGCACCUGACUCAGCGACGGCCUCUAAGCCACAAGAGUGCGGCGCCCGACCGGCAAUGGAGAAGCCCACCCGGGUCGUGGGCGGGCUGGGAGCCGCCGCGGGGGAGGUGCCCUGGCAGGUCAGCCUGAAGGAAGGUUCCAGGCACUUCUGCGGAGCAACUGUGGUGGGAGACCGCUGGCUGCUGUCAGCAGCCCACUGCUUCAACCACACAAAGGCGGAGCUGGUGCAGGCCCACCUGGGUACGGCGUCUCUCACGGGCAUCGGCGGGAGCCCGGUGAAGAUGGGGCUCAAACGGACGGUGCUGCACCCCCAGUACAACCCCAGCAUCCUGGAUUUCGAUGUGGCCAUCCUGGAGCUGUCAGGGCCCCUGGUCUUCAACAAAUACAUCCAGCCCGUCUGCCUGCCCCUGGCCAUCCAGAAGUUCCCCGUGGGCCGCAAGUGCAUGAUCUCAGGAUGGGGCAACACGCAGGAGGGAAAUGCUACCAAGCCAGACACUCUGCAGCGAGCUUCCGUGGGCAUCAUAGACCAGAAGGCGUGCAGUGCCCUCUACAACUUCUCGCUCACAGACAGGAUGCUCUGUGCCGGCUUCCUGGAGGGCAAGGUGGACUCCUGCCAGGGUGACUCUGGGGGCCCCCUGGCCUGUGAGGAGACCCCUGGUGUGUUCUAUCUGGCGGGGAUUGUCAGCUGGGGGAUUGGUUGUGCUCAGGCUAAGAAACCCGGCGUGUAUGCUCGCAUCACCAGUCUGAAGGGCUGGAUCCUGGAUAUCAUGUCCUCCUCCCCCCUGCCCACUCCUGCCCCCUCCACUGCUAGGACGCCUGCCACCACCACGCAUGUCCCCAGGACAGUGGCUGCCCUCACAGUCCUGGGGGCCACAGCCAGCACACCCGCCCCCUGGAUCCCCAGCAAGGCAGCCAGCCAACCUGCCAACAGCACCGCCAGUGCCGCGAGCACCACUGCCGGGGGGCAGACACCACUUCCAAACGCCUCGCGGACCACCAAGGACGCCCGGCCACCAGACUGCGGCCUGGCGCCCGUGGCCGCGCUGACCAGGAUCGUAGGCGGCAGCGCCGCCGGCCUCGGGGAGUGGCCGUGGCAGGUGAGCCUGUGGCUGCGGCGCCGGGAGCACCGCUGCGGGGCCGUGCUGGUGGCAGAGAGGUGGCUGCUGUCUGCUGCACACUGCUUUGACGUCUAUGGGGAUCCCAAGCAGUGGGUGGCCUUUCUGGGCACGCCGUUCCUAAGUGGCGCCGAGGGGCAGCUGGAGCGCGUGGCCCGUAUCUACAAGCACCCCUUCUACAACCUCUACACGCUCGACUACGACGUGGCGCUGCUGGAGUUGGCAGGGCCCGUGCACCGGAGCCGCCUGGUGCGGCCCAUCUGCCUACCGGAGCCUGCACCCCGGCCCCCCAAUGGGGCACGCUGCGUCAUCACCGGCUGGGGCUCCGUGCGAGAGGGAGGCUCCAUGGCCCGGCAGCUGCAGAAGGCGGCUGUGCGCCUCCUCAGCGAGCAGGCCUGCCGCCGCUACUACCCCGUGCAGAUCAGCAGCCGCAUGCUGUGUGCCGGCUUCCCGCAGGGCGGCGUGGACAGCUGUUCGGGUGAUGCUGGGGGACCUCUGGCCUGCAGGGAACCCUCUGGCCAGUGGGUGCUAACUGGGGUCACCAGCUGGGGCUAUGGCUGCGGGCGACCUCACUUCCCAGGUGUCUAUACCCGGGUGGCUGCUGUGAGAGGCUGGAUCACACAGAACAUCCAGGAGUGACCACCCAUGGCUGUCCAGGCCUGGGAGGACAAGGCAGUAGGAACCAACCAGCCACCAGUCCGAGAAGGGGGAGUCCAGUCCAGACGGUGGGCCGGGAGUGCUGCGGGCAGUGGGAGUACAGUUUUACUGUAUCUUUUGUUCCAAUAAAAAGCCCCUUGUCC
This is a messenger RNA of Myotis davidii, 3163 nucleotides long. It is a transcript of the gene TMPRSS9, whose product is annotated as transmembrane protease, serine 9. Gene Ontology annotation, biological process: proteolysis. The transcript has 17 exons. Lineage: Eukaryota; Metazoa; Chordata; Mammalia; Chiroptera; Vespertilionidae. The record is from RefSeq and is a predicted model, not a curated record. Gene Ontology annotation, molecular function: protein binding; serine-type endopeptidase activity. Bases 12 to 3002 code for a protein of 996 amino acids.